AUGUAUUCUAUUCAAGAGGGGAUAUGCAUUGAUGGGGUUUUGUAUUACUCAUCUGUAAUACCUGACGAAAGGUCUUAUGUGUUAGUUUGUUUCAAUGUUCGGUCAGAGAAAUUCAAGUUUAUUGAUGUAGGAUGGCAUUAUGGGAAAUUGAUAAACUAUAAGGGUAAAGUGUGUAGCGUUCUUCGUUACGCUAGUAGGGUUCGUGCUUGGAGUCGUGCCCUUGAGUUGCGUAUGUUGGUUCUAGAGGAUGUCGAAAAAGGGGAAUGGUCGGAAUAUGUACAUGUCUACACUUUACGGGAUGAUGAAUUCCUUGAUGACCCCAAUGAUUUCCACGAUAUUUCCGUCGCUGGAGUGACAGCUACAGGUGAAUUUGUUUUGUCACCGAACAAUACAUAUAGACCGUUUUAUGUUUAUUACUUCAAUCCGGAAAGGAAUACUCUCCAACGUGUUGAAAUCCAAGGCUUUGGAACUAUGUUUAGCUGUUGUAACAAUGACGCUUACGCGUUUGUAGACCAUGUAGAGGAUCUUAAGUUUAAUAUCACCGAGACAACACCUAUGAGCCAACCAGGACCAGGACAGAAGCGUAAACCCAAGAGCGUAUCAACAUCAUCUAAGCCUCACCUCCAACAACAUCGUGGAACGUUUGAGAUCGUUAACAAAUUCAAUGCUCUGUGUCUUUUAGAUGAUGAUUAG
Microthlaspi erraticum is the source of this 693-nucleotide messenger RNA. NCBI's taxonomy places the organism in Eukaryota, Viridiplantae, Streptophyta, Magnoliopsida, Brassicales, Brassicaceae. The record is from the annotation of a GenBank genome assembly.